Molecule: messenger RNA, 726 nt
Organism: Saprolegnia diclina VS20
Lineage: Eukaryota; Oomycota; Saprolegniomycetes; Saprolegniales; Saprolegniaceae
Exons: 1
Coding region: 1-726 (241 amino acids)
Source: RefSeq, a predicted model, not a curated record
AUGCGCAGUCUCGUGCUCCUCUCGGCGCUCCUCUUUGCAUGCGCCGUCUCCGUCGAAGCGUCUGCGGGCUGCGAUACGUGCGCCAACACGGGCAUGUGUGCUCAAGCCUUCAAGGGCGCUCCCGGUCAGUUCUGUGGCCGCUUUAGCGGCGGCGUCACGUGCUGCUGCCCCGCCCAAGCGCAGUGCAACAUGUCGCCGUUCGACUGCCGCUGCCGCGCCGUUCAACUCCGAAGCCCCUCGUCAAGCUCGCACUCGGGUGGUAUUGUGGGCGGCGGUAUUUUUUCCUUCCUCGCGUUCGUCAUCUGCUGCUGCCUCUGCUGCCGCUGCUGCAAGUCGCGCGACGAGCCCGCAUACGUCGCGAUCGGCAGCCAGCCGCAGUACGUCGCUCAACCUCAGUACGUUGCCCAGCCGCAGUACGUCACCCAGCCUCAGUACAGCGCCCAGCCUCCGUACGCGACGCCGUACGGCGGGCAGCCCGCGGUCGUCUAUGCGAACGCACCGCCGGCCCCGGUUGUGUACCAAUCGUACCAAAACAACUACUCUGGCGGUGACGUAGCGCUUGGCACCGCGGCCGGCCUCGCGACGGGCGUCGUGCUCGCCGAGGCCAUGCACUCUCACGAGUCUUACGAUGGCGGCAACUACCAGUCGUACGAUUUCGCCGGCGACACGGGCGGCGGUGACUUUGGCGGCGAUACUGGCGGCGACACCUUUAGCGGUGACUUUUAG